AUCGUUACACGAGGUGUCUUCUGAGAAUCUUGUCAUCUUGGUGGAAAUGCGAAUGUAGUAGAUAGAUGGACAUACAGAUGUAGCUAGCAUGAAAAAUAAAUGAAUUUUAAUUUUGUUUUGUAAUUAAAGUAAAAAUUAGUUUUUAUUUAACAUGUGCGUCGGGUUUUCGAAAAAAAGACACAGGAUAAUAAAGUUCUGAUUUAGAUUCAAUUUUUUAUUUUAUAUUUAUGACAUCGCUAGGAACAUAUUAAGUUGUUUUCAGACCUGAUCGGUUUCUUUGAAUAAAAGAUUUUGCAGAUCAUGGAUAAUUUUACAUUGCCAAUACUUUUUGACAAUUCCACGGCGCAUUUUGAGAAUUCAACAUUGCCAGUUACUACGACACAUUUUGAGAAUUCCACACUGCCAGUUACUACGACAUAUUUUGAGAAUUCCACAUUACCGGUCACGACCCACUUUGAAAAUUUUACAACAGCCGCCGUCACGUUAACAACGGCGGGAGAAAACAUCACUAGACCAGAAAAGUUAUUUUGUGCUGACAGCAUUUGGGAUACUGAUUUGUUGUUGAGCUCUAGUUGGCCCCAGCUGACGUCAUGUUUCCAGGACACAGUUCUCAUCUAUGUGCCAUUCUCAUGUCUCUGGCUGCCAUUACCAUUCUAUUUAUACAUGUUGGCAUCAAAAAGGGUCAGUCCGUUACCCAUUUCCUGCCUCAGCAUUAUCAAAAUGUUCUUGGCCGCCUCCCUGAGCCUGCUCAGUCUGAUAACUAUAAUAGAAGACGCCAGUAAUGAUACAGGCGCACACCCCAUUUCCAUAUCACAUUAUGUGGCUAAUGGUAUCCGGGUCAUCUCAUAUGCUGUUGUUGCCAUCGUAACCCAAAUGGAGAGGAAAUACCACACCACCACUUCAGGAUUUCUCUUUCUCUUCUGGAUUUGUCUUGUCUGCUGUGAUGUUGUCCCUCUCUACACCAAGAUAAUCAUUCAGGAACACGAAGGAUCUCUGCUCAGAUUUGCACUUUUUGUUCUGGUGUAUGCCAUGGAAGUUCUGCAACUUUUGUUCAACUCUGUCUCAGAUUCCACCGGGGAGGACAGCUAUCUGGCUAACUCAAGUCCAGAAGUGAGAGCUUCAUUUCCCAGCAGAAUUUUCUACUGGUGGGUCACCAGAACAGUGUACAAUGGUUGGAGGAAAGACUUACAGGAAGAAGAUUUGUUUGUACUCAACCCUAGAGAUGAGAGUGAUAACCUCACACCAUUGUUUGAUAAACUCUGGAGAAAUGAGUGGACCAGAUUCAAGAGGAAAAGGAAGGAAGAAAAGUCUUAUGACAAAUUAGGAUAUCGUUUGUCUGACCUCUCCAAAUCUUAUGAGAGGCACGGUGAAAGGUCACCUCUGAUGGCUAAUAUGAAUGGAAAGGUUACUGAAAAUGGGCGUUACUACAAAACUGUUAAAAUGGACAGCACUUCAAGAAAUAAUACCAAACAGCCCAAGCCCUCUCUGUUGAGAGUUCUAGCACAGAUGGUGGGAUUAAAACUUUGCUUUGGACUUGUUCAAAAAAUGGUUUCUGAUAUAUUUUUAAUGAUAAGCCCAGUGCUUCUGAGCCUCCUUAUCAGUUAUGCUGACCAUGCGGAUGUUGAUUUUGUGUGGAAAGGCUAUGCCAUAGCUGUCCUGCUGUUUAUCACACAGAUGAUCAAAUCUGUGCUGUUUAACUUCAGUUUCUGGAUGUCGCAGAUUGUUGGCAUGCAGAUGAAGACCACGCUUAUUGCAGCUAUUUAUAAAAAGGCUCUAACAAUGAACAACGAGUCCAAGAAAGAAUCAACAGCAGGAGAGAUUGUCAACCUUAUGUCUGUCGACUGCCAGAGGGUCCAGGAUGUGAUGAAUUUUUUCUUCUACGCUUGGACCACUCCCUUUCAGGUUAUUAUAGCUAUAGCGGUGCUGUACCAGUACAUUGGCCCUUCUGUAUUUGCUGGUCUGGCUGUCCUGUUGCUGACCAUACCUUUUAACUCUUACGUAGCAUCAAAGCAGCAGCAGCUUCAGGUCAAGAAUUUAAAACACAAAGACUCCAGGCUCAGACUGACCAAUGAAGCUCUUUGUGGCAUGAAGGUGUUAAAAUUAUAUGCAUGGGAGCCACCCUUUCAUGAGAAAAUUUCUGACAUUCGAAGCGAGGAAACCAAAGUGUUGCUACACAUUGCCUACCUCAAUGUGUUUAUCAGUGUCAUAUUCAGUGCUGCUCCAUACCUUGUGAUGUUGGCCACAUUUGCUGUGUAUGUCAGUGUAUCUGAUGAAAAUCAUUUAGAUGCCAAUAAAGCCUUUGUUGCCCUCAGCUUUUUCAACCUUUUGAGAGUGCCUUUAGGGUUACUCUCUUCCAUUAUCUCAAUGAGUGUUCAGGCUGUUGUAUCUAUUGAGAGGAUAAACCUGUUUUUGUGUACAGGAGAUCUGAAAACUGAUAAUGUGAUCAAAGAUAGUCGAGCAAAUUUUGCUAUCGAAGUUGAAAAUGGAACUUUUACAUGGGACAAAGCUGCAGAGCCAUCAUUAAGAAACAUCAAUCUAAAAAUCCCUGAUGGUAAGCUGUACGCAGUUGUGGGCCCUGUUGGCAGUGGGAAAAGUUCAUUGGUGGCCGCCCUGCUGGGAGAGAUGGAGAGGUUAACUGGGAGGGCCAGUAUCAAGGACAAUGUAGCUUAUGUACCCCAGCAAGCAUGGAUCCAGAAUGCAACAGUAAAAGACAACAUCCUCUUUGGGAAGCCAUUUGAUAAGAAGAAAUAUAACAAAGUAAUUUCAGCUUGUGCAUUAGAAAGAGACCUGGAGAUCCUUUCAGCUGGUGAUAUGACAGAGAUUGGUGAAAAAGGAAUAAACUUGAGUGGAGGUCAGAAACAAAGGGUCAGCCUGGCCAGAGCGGUGUAUAGUGGUGCCAACAUCUUUAUCUUUGAUGACCCUCUGUCUGCUGUAGACACCCAUGUGGGCAAACAUAUUUUCAACAACGUCGUUAGCCAUAAGGGCAUCCUUAAGGGCAAGACAAGAGUUCUUGUGACACAUGGAGCCCACUGGCUGCCAAUGGUAGACUCUAUCAUCGUGUUGUACGAUGGAGAGAUACGAGAGGCAGGUAGCUAUGAGGACCUAAUGUCACAUAAUGGACCUUUUGCUGAGUUUAUCAGGACCUAUUUACUGCAAGGGGAUGAUAAUCCAGAGGACAGUGACCAAGAGAUUCAGGCUAUAAGGACUAGAAUCUGGAAUGAUGUAGAGAGUGCUACCUCUGAUGCUACCUCUGGGGAUGAAGGCUUCACCAGGUCAUCUCGUUUAGCUCGCAGACGAACUUUAUCGGUAACAAAUGAAUCAACAAUGACAAGUUCAUUGUUGAUGCGUUCACAGACCUUCAUUUAUGAAGAGGAAGAUGACAAGGGAGAUAAAAAUUUAGGGAAGCUAGUGCAGGCAGAGAAAUUGGAGAAAGGGAAGGUGAAAUUAGAUGUCUUCUGGACUUACAGUAAAGCAACUGGUACAUUUGCCAUUGCGUUGUCGUUUAUAUUCUUUGCCCUUUUCCAAGUGGCCAACGCCUGGUCAAACUUCUGGUUAACAGACUGGACAGGGGAUCCGUUACUGGCCAAUUCAAGCCUCAUACACACUGAAGAAUACACCAGUAGGAACAAUUAUUAUCUCUGGAUCUUUGGGGUAUUUGGAAUUGUUCAAGUUGGUUUCCUGGUGGCCCACAACAUCAUCUACUGGGUCAGGAUGGUGGUGGCUGCCAAGAGACUCCACUUUGGGAUGCUGACCUCCAUUUUUAGAUCGCCCAUGUCCUUCUUUGAUACGACCCCACUGGGCAGAAUUAUGAACCGCUUCUCCAGAGACAUAGAGGUAGUGGACAACAACCUUCCCAUCAUCAUACGAGACUACACGUCCACUCUGUUCAUCUGUCUGGUCACCUUGAUCAUCAUCUCCAUCAGCACCCCUCUCUUCCUGACCCUGGUUGUGCCUAUUAUGAUCUUGUACUACCUCAUACAGAGCUUCUAUGUCCCAACAUCUCGGCAGCUAAAGCGUAUUGAGUCUGUGACCCGCUCCCCCAUCUACACCCACUUCAGUGAAACCAUAUCAGGGGGCGCCACCAUCAGGGCUUACAAUGCAGCAGAGAGGUUCAUCAAGGAGUCUAAAACUAGGGUGGAUAGGAACAUGUCUUUUUACUACAUUGGCCUGGCAGCUAACAGAUGGCUUGGCAUGAAUCUGGAGCUGUUGGCCAAUAUCAUCAUUCUGGGCUCAGCCAUCUUUGCUGUCGUCACUCCUGGUAUAAGCGGAGGGGAUGUGGGUCUGUCUGUUUCAUAUGCCAUACAGGUUUCCAGUAAUUUGGUGUGGAUGGUCAGACAAAUGAGUGACCUUGAGACCAAUAUAGUAUCCGUGGAGCGACUGAAAGAAUAUUCUGAGCUGGAAUCAGAGGCAGAAUGGAUUGUCCCCCAUCGCAGGCCUGUCCCCGGCUGGCCCCUGGAUGGCAAGGUGAAGUUCUCAGGCUAUCAGACUAGGUACAGAGAGGGCCUGGACCUUGUUCUAAAAGGCAUUACCUGCGAGUUCAAACCCGGUGAAAAGAUUGGUAUAGUAGGCAGAACAGGGGCAGGUAAGUCAUCCCUUGCUUUAGCUUUGUUCCGGCUGAUUGAAGCCACAGAGGGCAGUAUUUCAGUGGAUGGGAUCAGAAUAUCAGACAUUGGUCUCCAUGAUGUGCGAUCAAGGCUCACUAUCUUACCUCAAGACCCUGUGUUAUUUUUUGGAACCUUGAGGAUGAAUUUAGAUCCAAUUAACGAAUAUAAUGACCACCAGCUGUGGGAUGCGCUGACCAGUGCCCACUUGAAAGAUUUUGUUGAAAACUUGUCAGAAGGUCUGGACUAUGAGGUGGGAGAAGAAGGGCAGAGUCUCAGUGUAGGACAGCGCCAGCUCGUGUGUUUGGCUAGAGCUCUGCUGAAGAAGACAAAAAUUCUCAUCUUGGACGAGGCCACGGCUGCUGUUGACAUGGAGACAGACACUCUCAUCCAGAACACCAUCAGGACAGAGUUCAGCACCUGCACCAUCAUCACCAUUGCACAUAGACUGAACACAAUCAUGGACUAUGAUAGAAUCAUGGUACUGGAUGCCGGAAUUGUGAAAGAGCUUGACUCACCAAGUGCAUUAUUAGCAAACACAGAUUCUAUUUUUUACUCAAUGGCAAAGGAAGCAAAUCUUGUCUGAUUUUAAUUAAAUUUAUUCUAUGUGAAUUUUUGUGUAAUUUUUUAAAAGAAUUUAAAAAAAAAAUCUUUAAAAGAUCACAAAUUGAAAAGCUAUUUGAUUGAGAGGAAAAGUUAAAUGUAUUUUAUUUGCUGUCAUAUUACUUAGCCCAACAUUUAAAAACAAUAAAGAUACUCAAGCUUCAUUUA
Messenger RNA from Physella acuta, 5372 nucleotides. Its product is annotated as multidrug resistance-associated protein 1. Gene Ontology annotation, molecular function: ATP binding; ABC-type transporter activity; ATP hydrolysis activity. The record is from RefSeq and is a predicted model, not a curated record. Gene Ontology annotation, biological process: transmembrane transport. Lineage: Eukaryota; Metazoa; Mollusca; Gastropoda; Physidae. Gene Ontology annotation, cellular component: membrane.